Messenger RNA from Tripterygium wilfordii, 648 nucleotides. RefSeq names its product probable leucine-rich repeat receptor-like protein kinase At1g35710. The transcript has a single exon. The record is from RefSeq and is a predicted model, not a curated record. Lineage: Eukaryota; Viridiplantae; Streptophyta; Magnoliopsida; Celastrales; Celastraceae. Bases 1 to 648 code for a protein of 215 amino acids. Gene Ontology annotation, molecular function: protein binding.
AUGGGAUUGCAACUCUUGAAGAUAAGCUUGUUCUUUAUAUUACCUUUGUUUGUCAAUGUUAAUGCUUCUGAUUCACCAGAGGAAGCACGAGCUCUUCUGAAAUGGAAAGCCAGCCUUCACAGCAAAACCAAACCUCUCUUGCCUUCAUGGAUGACUCUUCAUCCUAAAACCAAAACCAGUCCUUGCUCUUGGUUUGGGAUUUCUUGCCAUGGUGGAAGGGUCACUGCAAUCAAUCUUGCCAAUUCAGGCCUAAAUGGCACACUCCAUGAACUCUCAUUCUCGUCUUUCCCCAAUCUUUCAUACUUCAAUCUCACCAUGAAUGAACUUCAUGGUUCAAUCCCAGAUGAAAUCAGUCAGCUCUCUGAACUCGUCUAUCUUGACUUGUCAAGUAAUCAGUUUACAGGGAAAAUCCCAUCAUCAAUUGGCCUGUUAAUGCAUAUUCAAGUCCUUAACCUCUCUGGAAAUAAGCUAAGUGACUCAGUUCCAGCAUCUUUUGGUGAUUUGAGCAAGCUGACUGAUCUGCAUCUCUACAAUAAUUCACUGUCUGGUUCCAUACCACCAAAACUUAGUCGUCUCUCGAAACUCGUGUACCAUGAUUUGCAGAAUGGUGGAGGUUCAAGUAAAACUCCAGGACCUGGUGGCAGGUAA